Molecule: messenger RNA, 828 nt
Organism: Micromonas pusilla CCMP1545
Lineage: Eukaryota; Viridiplantae; Chlorophyta; Mamiellophyceae; Mamiellales; Mamiellaceae
Exons: 1
Coding region: 1-699 (232 amino acids)
Biological process (GO): hydrogen sulfide metabolic process; glutathione metabolic process
Cellular component (GO): mitochondrion
Molecular function (GO): sulfur dioxygenase activity
Source: RefSeq, a predicted model, not a curated record
AUGCGUUCUCUCGUCUUCCGGCAGCUCUUCGACACGGCCGGGAGCAGCACGUACACGUACCUCCUCGCGGACCGCCCCGGCGGCGACGCCGUGCUCGUCGACCCCGUCGUCGAGCAGGUCGACCGCGACUUGAAACUCGUGGAAGACCUCGGAUUGAAGCUCAAAUACGUGGUCAACACGCACUGCCACGCAGACCACGUCACCGGCUCGGGGCUCAUCAAGCGGAAGCUCCCUGGGGUGCGAUCCGUGAUCGCGAAAGACUCCGGCGCCAAGGCGGACGUGCACGUCGCGCACGGCGAUCGCGUCGAGUUCGGCGACGCGUUUUUGGAAGUCCGAGCGACGCCGGGGCACACCGAGGGAUGCCUGUCGUACGUGUGCGAUAACAUGGUCUUCACCGGAGACGCGCUGCUCGUGCGCGGGUGCGGAAGGACGGACUUCCAGGGCGGCAGCGCGGAGACGUUGUACGACAGCGUGCACGCGCAGAUUUUCACUCUCCCGGACGAUACCGUCGUGUACCCGGCGCACGACUACAAAGGGCACAGAAGCAGCACCGUGGGGGAGGAGAAGCGUCUGAACCCGCGUCUGUCGAAGAGCAAGGCGGAGUUUGUGGAGAUCAUGGGUAACUUAGGGCUGCCGUACCCGAAGAAGAUCGACGAGGCGCUGCCGUUGAACCUCGUCUGCGGCAUCCAAGAAGAGUGAAGGACGACUGAAAACCGACGACUCGGCGGGGAGGUUAAAACAGACGACUCGCCCCGCGGCGAGUGCUCGCGCUAACACGUUGUACUAUUAAAAAACGUGGGCCGCUAUCACACCGUGGGCCGCUAUCAC